This is a messenger RNA of Lutra lutra (Eurasian river otter), 9336 nucleotides long. Its product is annotated as formin-1-like. Bases 368 to 3964 code for a protein of 1198 amino acids. Gene Ontology annotation, molecular function: microtubule binding. Gene Ontology annotation, biological process: actin nucleation. NCBI's taxonomy places the organism in Eukaryota, Metazoa, Chordata, Mammalia, Carnivora, Mustelidae. The record is from RefSeq and is a predicted model, not a curated record. Gene Ontology annotation, cellular component: endoplasmic reticulum membrane; actin filament; cytoplasm. The transcript has 17 exons.
AUGACUGGGGGCAGGCUGACUUUCCCUACGACAAAAACCCUUUUGUCGGCGGAAAUAAAUACGGAAGUCCCAGAGGAGCAGCCUCCCCAGUUCGUGUGUAGUAAGGUGUGCAGCCUCUGCUGCGUCUGGGCAGAAAGCUCCACGGGCUUCUCACAGCUGGCCCUGGGCGUUCCAUCCUCACACACACCCCGGAAGGAGGGCCCAGCAAGUGACCUGAAAGAGACCAAACGUGCUUGCUCCGCGGCGGAGAGGCUGCCGGGUCCUGUUGCUUCCUGUCCUGUAAGUUCAGAGCCGAUGGUGUGGAUAAAUUGAGGGAGCAGGGAAAAGUGACAGAAGUCAGAACGUGCACGGAGGGCAUUGCCCAGACAUGGAGGACGCUGGAGACACUCUGAAUGGCAGUGAUGAUGUCUCGGAACCAGAAAAACCUGAAGCCAGACCUGAAGUGGCUCAGUCGAUCCUGAGCAAGUUCUCUAUGAAAACUUUGUUUGGGUUUACAAGUAAGUUGGACUCUGUGAAGACCGACGAGGAAGCUGCAGUGCUGAAGGCAUUCCACCGUUUACCUCAGCUGGGUGAUCCCAGCAAGGGCUCGGAGCAGCAGCCGGAGGCACAGGCUCAGGUUCCACCUGACCUUGGAAAUGAUAGCAAGACUGCAGGGGUGGAGACUGAGUCAGAGGGAAGUCAGGGAAUAGAAGAGGCAGGGAUUUCUCUUCCUGGUCAAGAGCCACUUCCCCUCAGUGCUCAGAGUGUGAACAGAGACGAUGUCAUUUUGGUUCGUGGGACUCUUGUGAACACCACCAGCGAUUCCGACUCUGAUGAUGGUGGCCAGCAGCCAGAAGAGGGGAGCCACGCCAGCUGCCCACAGUCCCCCAGUGUUUUAUCUGAGCCAUCUCAGGAUCCUAAAGAAAAGCCACGAGAUUGUAGGGAAAAUAGCACCACUGGGGAAAGGGAUGAUGCAGAGCUCUGUGCAGAAGGGCCUCAAAGGACUCCACCUGAAAUAAGUAGCAAACCGCAACCUGACAAUGGUGGCCUCCGGACAGAGCGCGGCCCCACACAAGGACAAGCUGCCGAAGAAAGUUCCCCAGUCCUCCCCGUGGUAACAGACCAGAACGUGAGUGUCAGUGUCACCGAGGAUGCCUUGUCUAAAAAAGAAGUCACCGGAGAGAAGUCGUUCCAGCUUCCAGCCUUUUUCAGCGGGCUUCGUGUGCUGAAGAAGGGAGCCACAGGUGAGGGAGGGAAGACCAUCACUGAAAUUAAACCAAAGGAUGGCGACCUGGCUUUGCUCAAAUUGACACAGCCCGUUCAGAAGUCCUUAGCUCAGGCAGGGCCUCAGACUGUGAAGGCUGGGGAGAAGACAACGGACUCGAAGGCCACUCCCACUCUCCUGGAGCAGCUCUCUCAGCUGUUUGUCCUUGACAUGCCCAAAGCAGAGGUGAAGGCAGAAGAUCCUGAGCAGCUCAGGAAGGAGGAGAUGGGCUGCAGUGCUACCCAGGAGAGCCAGGGUGGCCCCAGCGGAGCCCAGACCCAGGGUGGAGAGGUCAAGCCAAAGCCUCCAGAGACAGCUCUUGAGGCCUUUAAAGCCAUAUUUGUCCGUCCCCCCAAAAGGGGGACCACAGCUGACACGUCUGAGCUGGAAGCCCUCAAGCGCAAGAUGAAGCAUGAGAGGGAGUCCCUAAGAGCUGUGUUUGAAAGAUCAAGGUCAAGGCCGGGUGAUGGCCCCUCUGAAUCCAAAAGCCCUGACCACAGCCCUACUGAGCAGGACGAUAGGACUCCGGGCAGACUCCAAGCUGUCUGGCCACCCCCAAAGACAAAAGACACAGAAGAAAAAGUGGGAUUGAAGUACACCGAAGCAGAAUACCAAGCUGCUAUUUUACACUUGAAGAGGGAACACAAAGAAGAAAUUGAAAACCUACAGGCUCAGUUUGAACUCCAGGCAUUUCACAUCCGGGGGGAGCACGCAGUGGUUACAGCAAGACUAGAAGAAACCAUUGAAACUCUCAAACGGGAGACAGAACACCGAUGGCGAGGAGGACGUGAAGAGAUGAAAGAUGCGUGUAUCUCCACGGGCGAUGACUGUCCUCCGAAGACCUACCGAAAUGUGUGCAUCCAGACAGACAGACAGACUUUCCUCAAACCCUGUGAAGGUGAAGGCAAGACAAUCAGAAGUAACCAGAUAAUACCCAAAAAGCUGACGAUCUCCUCUUUGAGUCAGCUCUCUCCCCCAAAUGACAACAAAGACACCCAUGGACCACCUCAGUCUGUGGAAGGCCUCUCACCAAGUCAGCAAAAGGCAUCGUCUGCGCCUCCUGCACCACCACCCCCAGCAGUCGCCCCUCCCCCUCCGCCUCCUCCUCUCCCACCUGGACUUGGACCUUUGUCACCAGUACCUCCGCCGCCACCACCUGUGAGUGCUGGACCACCACCUCCUCCGCCCCCUCCUCUGCCUCCCAGUGCCGGCCCUCCUCCCCCACCUCCUCCUCCACCACCACUGCCCAGUUCCCCUGCUCUGCCCACCAGUGGGGGGCCUCCACCUCCUCCUCCUCCAACACCUCCAGGACUUGCACCCCCACCUCCUCCUGGACUCUUCUUCGGAGUUGGCCCUUCUUCUGGCCAGUGUCCUCGGAAGCCAGCCAUUGAACCGAGUUGCCCCAUGAAGCCUUUGUACUGGACUAGAAUACAAAUAAGUGAUAAAAGCCAAAAUGCUACACCAACCUUAUGGGAUUCCUUAGAAGAACCUGAUAUUCGGGAUCCUAGUGAAUUUGAGUAUUUAUUCUCCAAAGACACAACUCAGCAGAAGAAAAAACCUCUGUCAGAGACCUAUGAGAAAAAGAACAAGGUCAAAAAGAUCAUCAAGUUAUUAGAUGGAAAACGAUCUCAAACUGUGGGAAUCUUGAUAUCGAGUUUGCACUUAGAAAUGAAGGAUAUCCAGCAGGCCAUUUUCAAUGUGGAUGACUCUGUGGUUGAUCUGGAGACCUUGGCAGCUUUAUAUGAAAAUCGAGCCCAAGAGGAUGAACUGGUUAAAAUAAGGAAGUACUAUGAGACAUCCAAAGAAGAAGAACUGAAGCUGCUGGACAAGCCUGAGCAAUUUUUACAUGAGUUAGCCCAGAUCCCAAAUUUUGCUGAACGGGCCCAGUGCAUAAUCUUCAGAUCUGUCUUUUCGGAGAGUAUCACCUCCUUGCACCGAAAGGUAGAGAUCGUCACAAGAGCUUCUAAGGGCUUGCUGCACAUGAAGAGUGUGAAGGAUAUUUUAGCUCUCAUUCUGGCUUUUGGAAAUUAUAUGAAUGGAGGAAAUAGGACUCGGGGACAAGCAGAUGGAUAUAGCUUAGAAAUUCUACCCAAACUCAAGGACGUCAAAAGUCGGGAUAAUGGGAUUAAUCUGGUGGACUAUGUCGUGAAAUAUUACCUGCGUUACUAUGAUCAGGAAGCAGGAACCGAAAAGAGUAUUUUCCCUCUGCCUGAACCACAAGAUUUCUUUCUGGCUUCCCAAGUCAAGUUUGAAGACCUCAUAAAAGAUUUGAGAAAACUGAAGAGACAACUAGAAGCCAGUGAGAAACAGAUGAUCGUGGUAUGCAAGGAGUCACCAAAGGAGUACCUCCAGCCCUUCAAGGAAAAGCUAGAAGAGUUCUUCCAGAAAGCCAAAAAAGAGCAUAAGAUGGAAGAAAGUCACUUGGAGAACGCACAGAAAAGUUUUGAAACGACGGUAGGAUAUUUUGGGAUGAAGCCAAAGUCCGGUGAGAAGGAGAUCACACCCAACUAUGUGUUUAUGGUGUGGUACGAGUUCUGCAGUGACUUCAAGACCAUUUGGAAGCGGGAGAGUAAAGCUAUAUCUAAAGAAAGAUUGAAAAUGGCUCAGGAAUCAGUCAGCAAGCUGACAUCAGAGAAGAAAGUGGAGACAAAGAAAAUCAAUCCCACGGCUAGUCUGAAAGAAAGACUGCGUCAGAAGGAAGCCAGUGUGACCACUAACUAAUACAGAGCCACAUGAGAAUGACGGCAGCAAGCAAGCAUUUUCUUGUGUCGUCCUUUGCAACACUAGUGCGGCAGAAAGUUCUUGAAGCAAGAUAUAUCACCAAACGUUUGUUUUGCUCAUCUCUUUCUGAGGUCAUUGCAGUGAGCACCCCGUGCCUUCUUAAGGGAGUCCUUUGUUAAGCUACAGGAACAAUGAAAAACUGUUUAAGGGAACACUACAGGUGUAUUUGAUCAAUAUUUCUUGUAGAGGUCCAAAAUGAUGCCAUUACAAGACCAGAAAAAAAUACCAAUAUUUUCCAAAUGUUUUUAAAAGUGGAGAUUUCAAGCUUUCUAAUCCAAGUAUAUAAACUUGUGAAAGGAGAAAGAUCUUUUAUGACAAUUGCCUUGAGAGGAUUCAAGCCUUGAUCUUUCCACACUGCUGGUGUGACUAUCGAUCUUAACUUUGAUCCUGUUGCGGCAAGAUCCUACAACUUCUUUCUCACCAAAAAUGUUGAAACCUACCAAAACUAUUUUUUAAGACAUCCAAGACUGUGUAUUUUCCAGAUGAGAGAAAUGGUUAUUUUGUUGUUGUUGUUAUUGUUGUUGCUCAUAUAAUGAAAAAGACGGAAAAUGGAAUUAUACAUGGGUAGAAAGGGAGUUAAAUAGCCAUAAACUUCAUCCUAGAGAAGAAAUUACUGUACAGGGAGUUAACAUCAGCUAUUAAGCAAGACCCAUUCUUUUGUUUUUAUGUGUUUUGUGUUUUUAUUGUGGUUUCCUUGCCACAGAAAUUCUGUACCCUUAUUCGUGGAAUAAAUAGUGAUACCCAAGCCAGCACAGGCCAGGAGGUCAAAGUACCUGCUUGGGCAAGUGAUCUAGCCACAGCUCAUUUUGCACUUCAGGAUGUUUGUGAAUAGUUAAGUCUAUGUUGACUUUUAUCAAAGCUCUGCAUCUUGUUCUGGGAUUGUGUGAUCUGUACCAUUCCCACCAACCUCAGGAGGCAGUUUCCAGACAGAAGAGCAAAUGCUACUAGCAGCUUUUCAUCAUGACCUUGACUGACAGGGAUGUGACCUAGGGUGAAGCAGGAGUCUUUGAUGUUGAAAAAAUUAAGAGCAUAAAAAAGGUUCUUUACAUCAAAAUGAAAAUGUGAUUAUAUUAAUAUUAAGCUUUGAGUGGAAUAUCAAAGACAGGCAGCUUUUUCUGACUCUGAAGCCCGUAUGACUGCUACCCCUCGAAUCACGAGGGAAACCACCUUGGACUUCCCCCUUGACAUUUUUUUCCUAAAGCCAACUCUCUUUGAAUCUAUCUUGUAGAAUGAGAAGAGAGAGGACUGGGGGUGAAUUGAGAAUAGGAUCAAAGACUAUACAUUUUUGGUCUUGAAGGGAAAGAGGUCCAAGCCUUCUCCAUUGGUGGAUAGCAGUCUAGAGGUGGGUGAGAACCUUAAAACCCUUCCUGAUGGGGCUGCCAUGUGCAGCCUUGUCCCUGAUCCCAGCCUCUUCCCAGAACCUCUCAAUUUGCCAGGUACCUGAGUGUCCCCCGCCCCAGGACUGCCUGCUAAUCAUCAGCCCUCUCAGGGACUCCCUAACAGAGUCAGCUCAUUAAAGCUGCACUGUACUUGUAAUGUAGUCAAGAUGAAAUCAAAUCACAGAAGCCAUAUUUGUGCUGGUGCUAACUGCCUUCCCUAAUAAUUAAAAAGAAAGGAGUAUGGUAGCAUGGUUGGGUCUUCCUCCACCCCAAUUCAAACUAAGAGAUAAGACAAGCAAAACAAAAAGCUAGUAAGGAGCUGACAUUACUAAAAGAAGUUGCCUGUGAGCAAGAAGCUUUUCAUACCACUUUCCUAUAUUGUUUCUCUUCCUUUUCACUCAACUAUGAAGAAAACCUAAGAAACUCAUCAGUUUAAAACAAAUUCCACUUACACUCAUCCUGUGCUCUGGGACAUUCCUUCUAGUAUUAUCGUGAAGCAGAAAAGUGUCUUGUCCAUGCCUGAGGGAUCCACUUUGAGUUCAGUGAGGUCAGUGAAUAUCUAGAUCCUCAUUGGUCCCCACAGACUUGAUGGGCGAGAGCAGCAUGUGCUUUCAGUGGAGUCAUUGGUACACUUCAGAUCUCUAAGGAGGAUGGUCACAAGAAAACCAGUGAUAGUAAACAGGCCUGUCACUAUGACCACAUAACUCUGCAGGAACAUGCUCUCAGGGAACCAGUGCUGAAGAAGAAUGAGUGGAAAUUUAAUGUGAGAGUUAGACAAAUGCAGCCCAAGUUGCAUUCCAUUCACAUGGACAGACUAGAAAUUGGCAGUAAAAUGCCUAUUUCUAAAGACUAUGCUUCACCUGCUCUGUUGGGGAAACUUGAUGAUGUUUUCAGACUAUUCAAGUAUAGUAAGUUAUUGUAUUAAGACACUAGGGCAGGAUCUCCAUUAUUCUCACCCCUUUUGAGUCCCGCACUGUGUAUCUAGAUGCCCUCUCCCAAGUUCAUAUAUUUAACUGCAGUGUUGGUACAGCCUUUGUUCCUAACAUAUGUCGCUGCUCAGUAAAAGUUCACAAGAGCUUGUUCAAGGUGGGCCAUCUCAAACAACCUGGGGCCCCUUGAAAUUAUCCCUCUGAAAUGCAGUUGAGAUGAUGGUAAAUGCAACAGAGGUCUCUAAACUUUUCAUGGAGAGGAAGUAGUUAGUGUACCACUUUAUCAGAUUGAGCAUUUUGGGCAAGCAGGAUAUGAGUGGCUUUUCUAAGAACAGCCUUCCCCAAACUAGAGGGAGAGCGGCCAGUAUGGCUCCUCUGUGUUUAACCAGACACUCACACCCAACUGUACUAGUUAGACUCUGACAAACCUUGACUUAGAAGCACCAUAUCUCUUCCUAGCCAAGAGUCAUUACAUCUGAGGACAUAGUUGGUUGGACUGCAGUUUGGACUCUUGCCUGAGUAACUUGCAGUCAUCAACAGGCACACAAGUAUAUCAUACAUUACACUAAAACAUGAUAUAAACAUGUCAGGUAAAAAGCAUCAGCCCUCUGAGAUGUCAAAGAUAAGGUUAGAAGGAAGUGUGAUAUAUGGCUUUUAACACAAAAGGCAGCUUAAUGGUGGCGUGGGCAGAGGGCACAGAAAGGGAAAAGUGUGGCCAAGCAGAAAGAGAUGAUCAUGGUGAGGAUGGACCUGCUGCCUUUUGAAUCCUUGAGUUGACAUAUCUCUUCAAGUGUCCACUGAAAGUACCUAGGAGUAAUGGAAAAACAAUUUCUGAAAUCUGGGAAGUAGAAUAAGGAAACCCAGCCAUGUGAAUACAUCUUUAAAUGUUCUAGCCAAAACAAAUUGGUGGUGUGGUUGAGGAAUUAAUUGCCAGAUUGGGUGCUAGUCUUGGACUCCCUCUUACUCCCCAGGAAGCUACUGAGCCCUCCUUAGGCAUCUCUUUUUUUUCCUAAGAACCACAAGGAAAGGCAUUUCCUAAAUGAACAGCUUAUAUGCUGCUGGUGGAGAAAUUGGAAAAACUGAAGGAAGGAAUGAAACUCUGGGGGUGGUACUGGAAACCACCUUGCUACGGUUCUUCCAAGGACCGGGAUUAGAUGUAGCAGAAGAGUCGUGUUAUUUUUGGUAAAGAUUUGCCUGUUGGCCUGGGAUUUUACAUCUCUCUAUAGUUUAUACUGCGAUCAAUGGGAGCAUUUUCAUUUUAAUUAUAUUCUUGCUUUCUUGAAUGCUACAUUUUCUCAUUUCUCUUUCUUCUUCUACCUGAUGUCAUGGACACAGAUCAUUGCACACAACAUUGCAUGAGCAGUAUAGCCUAAGACAGUGCCUAGUCCAACUAUCAAGGGUCUUAGAAAUGCAGACCUGCAGGCUCCUUCCCAGUAACCAGACUAUAACCUUAAACAGGGAAAUCUUUUGAUUCCCUGACAUCUGAAAUCAGCUUAUUUUAUAGUACUCUCCCUUCCCCAAAUACAGAUUAAACCAACUUGGGGCUUUCUGUGUCAGGGAGGAGGAUGAAGUCCAAAAUAUACAGCUUUUUUUCCAAAAAAUAUCUGGUCUAAAAGUCAACUAUAUCAUUUUAUGAAGUAGUUUAGAUUUGUGCAUAAUUUUCUUUGAUUCUGCCUGUCCUAGUCAGGAAAAAAAAAAAAAAGGAUGAAAAGCUGAAAGGAAAGAAAAAGCAUCAAAUUUGGUAAUUCACACGUUAGUUUUUAAGUUUCUAAACCACACAAAACAUGGACAUACUGUGAAAUCCAACACUGUGGAAAUCCUGAGCACAGAAAAAUUAGAGCAUCUGUGCAAGCUGAUGAGCAUGGACAAAGUAAGAGGUGUCUGUGGCCUCCUUGAGACUUUAUCCUCAACCAGGCAAUUUUGAGAGUGUGGAUUCAAAAGAGCCCAGGAUUGCCCUGAAGAGUGCACUUUUUUAAAAGCCACAUACAAGGAAAAGUGGUAGGAUAGAGUGGAAGAAGGGGCCAGACCAUUACACCAUGCUUACUCUGCGUUCUCUUAAGAGCAGUUGAUAAAUGUGUGGAACAUCUGGAAGGCCAUCAAAACCACAUUUCAUAUAUCAGCUAUUGUACCUUUAGGAUCAAUUCAGAUGAAGAAAGUGGACUGAAUGAAGAAAUGAACUUUCAUUCAUGUCAGCUAGCUUGUCAUCAUGAAGAAAUUGGCAACACAAGAGAAACAAGGCUAUCCGGCCAAACUAAUAGUAUUUAAUAUUUGAAAAGUAUGAAUCGUUUUUAGCCUUGCCAAAAUGCAAGUAACUUGUUGGAUAGGUUUCCAUCUUCUAGCUAUAGAGAAAAAUCCAGCUGCUUGGAACCUUCGCUAUUAUUGGUGCAAAAGUCACUUAAAGAAAAGCACCUUCUGAAACUGGCCUCAGCAUGGCUGACUGCUUGCAGACACACAUCACAGUAUUUAUAACCCCAUUAGCAAUUGAAUCCAGGCAUCGCUAAGCUCUUACUCACAGCUGUAUGUGACCGAGAGGCCCAUUUUGUGUCAUUUCUACACAACCGUUAGUUGUUGUCACCUUGUUAGAGCACUGAAUGCUAGUUUCACAAUUCUCUCUUUCCCCUUCCAAGGAGUAGGCAAUCUACCAAACCCUCCCAAAUCAACUCUUUGCUGGGAAGGAGUGAGUUCAAGAGCAUUUUAACAUGCAGGGUUGAAGCCAAUUCAGUAGCCCUAGCUGUGCCGAGGCUCUUAAUCAACGCUGUGAUAUAAACCUAGCAUUCGGGAAAUUUGUGUAGUUGACAACUUAAUUGGAAACGUGAACAUAUUAAAAUGGCAAUUAUCUAACUCUGUCUCUUCAAGCUGUGGUGCAGCUUCUAUCAACAAGGAUGUUAUGGAAGCAAAUCAAGCCUCAUUCAGGAGGCCAGCUGUUCUCAAGGAGAGCUUACUAGGUUUGCUUCCCCUCUACUCCAGCCGCUGUCUCAAGCAGCCUGGUGACAACUGGUAACAC